AUGCACAUACUGUCAUUAUACUAUCGAUAUUGUUUUAGUUUCGGCGAUUUUUCGAUCUUGACGUUAUGUACUCAUUGUUUAGUGAUAGCUGAAUUAUUACAACUCGCACAGGAAAAACAGAUUGUGAAUAUAAUAUAUAUAUUAAAGUCAAUUCAACCAGAACAUAAUUUAUUACUAAAAACACUUAUAACUGAACAUCAUGAGUUGUAUUUAAAAUUGUUUCGUACCAACUUAAAACCAAAGUAUCACCACUUAUUACAUUAUCCAUUAAUAAUGAGUAAAGUUGGGCCUGUAUCUCACUUAUGGUCGAUGAGAUACGAGUCUAAACAUAGAGAGUCAAAGCUAACGGCCCAUUCUAUUACCAGUCGGAAAAAUAUAUGCUAUACACUGAGUAUUAAACACCAACUAAGACUUGCACAUCGAUUAUUAUCUAAAUCGAAUACACUAUCUUUAUCUUUAGAAUCAUCAAACGUAGGAAAAGUAAUAGAUAUGUCUAUAAAUGAGAUAGAAAAAAUACAAAAUAAUUUAUUAAAUCAGACUACAAAUUUAAAUUCUGUUAGUUUUGUUUCGUGGGUUCAGGUGAAAGGCACUCGUUACACAACCAAGCAGAGAAUGAUUAUUAUAAUUGAUGUUGAAGAUAUGCCUAUAUUUGUCAUUAUAAAAUAUAUUUUCUUUAAACUCCAAUGUGACAUACCAUUUUUAAUUGGUCAACGUAUAAGUACAAUAGGGUUUAAUGAACAUUUACAAGCAUAUAAAAUAAAAAAUUGUGAUGAUCUAUUAUGUAUUUCAUUUGAUGAUCUACUUGUAGAACAAAGUCCUUGUGUUUGUAGCACAAUGUCUGAUGGUUGUACAUAUGUAUCUUGUAAUUUUUAA
Macrosiphum euphorbiae (potato aphid) is the source of this 873-nucleotide messenger RNA. NCBI's taxonomy places the organism in Eukaryota, Metazoa, Arthropoda, Insecta, Hemiptera, Aphididae. The record is from the annotation of a GenBank genome assembly.